AUGGCCCUGCCAUCUCGAGGUCGUCUUUUGGAGCUAUCAAAGUUACAAUGCUCGAUAUUCUCGCACACAUUCAAUCCCAAUCGACAGCGACUAGGCAAUAAAAUCCUGCGACAACGGUUAAAAGGCCCAACGAUGGCCGCAUACUACCCUCGGAAGUCUGUCGCUAUGGGCGAUAUCUUGAAGGAGUUUGAGAAAUUUGGCCUUGCAGGCUAUGAUGAAGAAGAAUUGCAGCGGGUCGACAGUGUUAACACGGCUAAGAUGAGAGGCAAGGGUGCGCCCAAGAAGAAGAGGACGGCAGCAGAAGGCAGAGCGGCCAAGAAAGCGGCCGGCAAGAAGUGA
Exophiala bonariae is the source of this 339-nucleotide messenger RNA. RefSeq lists its product as uncharacterized. Bases 1 to 339 code for a protein of 112 amino acids. Gene Ontology annotation, cellular component: mitochondrion. The transcript is spliced from 3 exons. Lineage: Eukaryota; Fungi; Ascomycota; Eurotiomycetes; Chaetothyriales; Herpotrichiellaceae. The record is from RefSeq and is a predicted model, not a curated record.